Messenger RNA from Acanthopagrus latus (yellowfin seabream), 2248 nucleotides. RefSeq names its product DR1-associated protein 1 (negative cofactor 2 alpha) (gene drap1). Gene Ontology annotation, biological process: positive regulation of transcription by RNA polymerase II; transcription by RNA polymerase II; negative regulation of transcription by RNA polymerase II. Lineage: Eukaryota; Metazoa; Chordata; Actinopteri; Spariformes; Sparidae. The transcript has 7 exons. Gene Ontology annotation, cellular component: negative cofactor 2 complex; nucleus. Bases 146 to 853 code for a protein of 235 amino acids. The record is from RefSeq and is a predicted model, not a curated record. Gene Ontology annotation, molecular function: RNA polymerase II general transcription initiation factor activity; protein heterodimerization activity; transcription coactivator activity.
GAGUGACGACGGCGUGCUAACGGGUUAGCCGGUUAGCUACUGCUACCUAGUGUGUGCGCGGUGGAGGUGAUUUAUACAUGAUAUAGAAUAACACCCCUGAAGAUAUUGCCUAUUAUUUUAGCUCAGCCAUCCAGGUAACUUUAUUAUGCCCAGCAAAAAGAAGAAAUACAACGCAAGAUUUCCCCCGGCAAGGAUUAAGAAGAUUAUGCAGACAGAUGAAGAAAUAGGCAAAGUGGCCGCAGCAGUACCUGUUAUUAUUUCGAGAGCCUUGGAACUUUUUUUGGAAUCAUUGCUUACAAAGGCCUGUCAAGUCACCCAGUCUAGGAAUGCAAAGACGAUGACAACAUCACAUCUAAAGCAGUGUAUUGAGCUGGAGCAACAGUUUGAUUUCUUAAAAGACCUGGUAGCAACUGUGCCAGAUAUGCAGGGCGAGGGGGAAGAGAACCACACUGAGGGGGGAGGAGAAAAAGUCCCACGCAGGGGUCGAAAACCAGGGUCAGGACGCAAGAAUGGAGGAGCUGGCUCCAAAGGCAAAGACAAGAAGUUAUCUGGCACAGAAUCCGAGCAAGAGGAUGAUUCUGAGGACAGCGAGACAGAUGGAGAUGAGGAGGACGGCUCUCAGUCAAGCACAAAUCUGCAGGCAGCAUCCAGGUUCCCCAGCUCAAAUGCACCCCCGCCGUACAUGCACAUGGGCAACAUGGUCUCAAUGGGCAGCAUGGCUCCAGCACAGCCCCAGGGUGGCAUGGCCUUCGCUCCCCACCCCUCCAUGAUGAGUGCCGCACCACCUCCCCCAGCCCCGCCGCUGCACAAAAACCAGGACGAUGACGAUGACGACGAAGACUAUGACUCUUAGCUCCCGCCAAGCACCUCCACCACCACUCACACACACACACACACACACUCACACACACACACACACACACACACACACACACACACACACACUCUACCAACAUUAAUUUUGAUUUCUUAAGUUGUUCUUGCGGCAGCUGCGAGGAGGAGGGGAAGACUCAUCACAGCCCGCUGACAGAAAAGCCCUCACCAGCUGCUGCAGGAGACAGGAACCUGGUUGUAUAUUAUGUGUUUUAAUUUUUCUUUUGUUUUUUUCUUUCUUUCUUUUUUUUUUUUUUUUUUUUUUUUUAAAAAAGAAGGUUUUACUUUAUUGUAGAGGAGACUCCAAAGAGGAUGUUUUUUAAAAAGUCAGUCGUUCUAUUUUGACUGUUAAAGGCAGUCUGUUAAUGGCAGUUGCCACUGUUUUUGCCAUGAGCCCCUACAGACAGGAUAGGUGUGGUUUGUGUUGCCUUGCUUUUUCUUUUGGCACUUUUCUUUCUUCCUCAGUCCUUUGUAGUAGACAUUAUGAAGUGAGCAAAUCAGUCACUCAAACCCUCAGGUUGGCUGAAGAAAAUCUAUAAGUGGUAGUUAAAGUCUUAUUAAAGCCUUUGAUGCACAUAGAAAGGCAACUAGUGGAGAUGAGUUCAGGGCAACAGUUUGUAGAGAAUUUGGAAGGAGAACAGCACUUGUCGAAAGGCAAAGGAGGUCAUUGUAUCACCCAUGAUGUGCUGUAUUACUAUGUUAUCGAUAGGCUAUGAAAUACUGCUUUAAAGAUGUAAGCCCUACUUCCUGGCUUUGCCACAACUUGCUUGUCAGUUCAGUUGUCAGGCUGUAACAUAGACACGAAGGCAUGUGUAAUUUUACUAUAGGUUAACUACCCACAGAGUUUUUGGAUUAGUUUGUAUUUUUAAUUCAUGUUUUUAUCAAGAGAACUGUAAAACUCAACGACCACAGCCCUGAAUUCAACCACAUCAGCAAGUUAAUGAUUUACAUUUUGUUCGCUGUUUUUGGCGCUGUCAGAGGUAAGUUGCUCUGGCAAAUGGACCUUGUACAUUAUUUUAUAAGGCCAUUAAAUUCCCCUGAAUGACCCAUCAAAAGUAUACUGUGACUCUUGGACCAUAACUUUGUUUUUAAAGUUAUAUGUCUCCUUGUCCUUUCUAAUUUCUGUUCUGGCCACCCCUCCAACUUUGAGUAACUUUAACCUCUUUAUCUUUGACAUUUUCCCCCCUCUUUUUAGCUUGUUUUAAAUGUAUCCAUUGAAAGCAGAGAUGGGGCUUCCAUUUAUGUGUCAGUCUCAGUAUGAAAUGUUUCCAAUUAGACAUUUGAAGUUGACACUGUAUUGUAAACUUUUAACAUUCUUUUUAUUUUGUAUGGGUGAAAUAAAGUUCAUAUUUCAAUUAAAAAAAAAGCAACUAUU